This is a messenger RNA of Rattus rattus (black rat), 3905 nucleotides long. It is a transcript of the gene Nanp, whose product is annotated as N-acetylneuraminic acid phosphatase. Bases 240 to 1058 code for a protein of 272 amino acids. The record is from RefSeq and is a predicted model, not a curated record. The transcript has 2 exons. Lineage: Eukaryota; Metazoa; Chordata; Mammalia; Rodentia; Muridae. Gene Ontology annotation, molecular function: hydrolase activity.
GAGGGAUGGGGCUGCGGUGGGUUUGGGGGAAGAGGCUCAGAUAAGGCUUUGGCCCAGGAAGUUACAUAACUCUGAGAGGCGGGCCUGGACUUAACCUACAUCAUAGCAUUUUUUCCCUGCAGGCCUCCCUGUGGCCUUUCUGGUUUUCUGGUGCUGAGACCCUCGACACAUUAAAAUGCUGAAGGGGCAUUCUUUUAGUAAGGCAUUGCUGAUCUGCACCCUCCUAACUAUAGCUACAGAUGCUGUCGGACCUCUUCCUUCUCCAGUCCAGCCCUUACCCACCCUUACUUUCCUUCCUCUGCCUUCAGCUUCAAGGAGAAAUCGAAGGAGUACAGAUAUGGAAAGCCCACUUACAAAAAAACCCAGCCCUUUUCAAUACUAAGGGUCCUGUGCUUCAUCAGGUAAUAAAGCUCUUACAAUCAAAAUACCACUACAAAGAAGAGGCUGAAGUCAUCUGUGAUAAAGUUCAAGUUAAACUGAGCAAGGAGUGCUUUCAUCCCUAUAGUACAUGCAUUACAGAUGUGAGGACUUCCCACUGGGAAGAAGCAAUCCAGGAGACCAAAGGUGGUGCCGACAACAGGAAAUUGGCUGAGGAAUGUUAUUUCCUGUGGAAAUCUACACGCUUACAGCACAUGACCCUAGAAGAAGAUGUCAAAGCCAUGCUCACUGAACUUCGUAAAGAGGUCCGCCUACUCUUGUUAACAAACGGUGACAGACAGACACAGAGGGAAAAGAUCGAGGCUUGUGCCUGCCAGUCUUACUUUGAUGCCAUUGUUGUAGGAGGAGAACAGAAGGAAGAGAAACCAGCACCUUCCAUAUUUUAUCACUGCUGUGAUCUUCUUGGAGUGCAGCCAGGGGACUGUGUGAUGGUCGGUGACACACUAGAAACCGAUAUACAAGGAGGCCUGAAUGCAGGACUGAAAGCCACGGUCUGGAUAAACAAGAGUGGAGGAGUGCCACUGACAUCGGCCCCCAUGCCUCACUAUAUGGUUUCCUCUGUGUUAGAAUUACCUGCUCUCUUGCAAAGCAUAGAUUGCAAAGUCAGCAUGUCUGUGUAAAUACAGAAGGGCACAGUGACCACGUUCAGAGCCAGUUUCCAGGAUGACAACUAAGGAAAGCUAAGGUGUUCUGUAUAUUUUGUUCAAUUCUAAGAAUAAUGUGAGUGAGGAAUUCAUAGUCAAGCUGUGAAGAUCCUCCCAACCCUGCUGCUGUUGAUAACCAUAGGCUUGUAUCAUGUCAGAAAUCCAGGUUUUAAUCAUGUAGUCCAAAAAACUUGAAGAAAGGCAGAAUAGCUUAUAUGAUGAUAUACAGGUACUGAUUUCUAGAGUAGAAAUAGAUUUUUUUAAAAAAAUAGAUAUUCUAAAAUAGAGAUUCAGGCAGCUGAAUCGGAUUAGUAUAAAUACUAAAUCACAAAUCAAGACAUUUCAUAGUGAAAUUUUACAUAUUUUAGGCAAAUUUUUGUUAUAAAUAUUGUGCCUACUUUCAAUGUAUAUGUUCUUACCUGUUAUCUAAUUUUUCUGCAUGACUUUCGGAGGGCUGAAUUUUCUGUGGUGUGAUCAUAACAGAUUGUUAUAGUGUGGGGAAAACUAUUAAAAAUCAAACCAUGGUGCUUUUUCUCCAUACCAUUUUCAUACUUGUAGAGUGAGCUUGUGACUCCUAAAGAGUGAAGACUACCUUUUCUCCAGCUUACUGUGGAGAGCAUUGGGCAUUUUGCUUAAGUGCUAGCCAUGUGACACCACCAGUCAUUUUGUUCCUUUGGGUUCACAAGAAGAGACUUACCUCCAUGUGCUCUGAGCAGGUUGUUUCCCCACUGGUCUGAUCUCUGGUGACUAAUCCCCCAGGUGACCAAACUAGUAGAGAAAGUUAGGUUUGAAAGCUGGGUGUAGUGCCACACACCUUCGAUCCCAGCGCUCAGUAGGCAGGACCAGAUGUAUCUCUAAGAGCAGCCUGAGCUACAUAGCAGUCUCAGAACCAAACAAACAAACAAAACAAGUACUUGAAUGGCUUUCACAGUUACCUCUGUCUUAAGUUUGUUUUCAUACUUUGAAGAGCACUGUGUAUCUCUAGAGCUCACCUGGAGCUUGAUUAGUAUGCCAAGGUAACAUUGGCAACCAGAGAAUUUCCCCUAGACCAAACGGUGACUAGUCAUGAGUUCAUAAACAGACUCAGAAUGGAUCGCUAAUACAGGUAAAAUGGUAGUGAAAUAGAACGUUUAGCCACCCCACAAGUAGUAGACACAGAUAUGCCAGGUCAUACCUACUAUACUAACUGAAGGUUAAUCAUUGCUAAGAUGUUAGCAGUUCUUUAACAAAAGUAGUCUAGGAGAAAUACAAGGGUAAAAUGAUGUCUCCAUUGCAUAUCCCAGACAGUUGAGCAUGUAACAUCCCAGUCUUCCCAUGCCUUCCUCAGGAAAGAGCUUUGAUAUGUUACAUAGAUAGUAAAGAAUUUGAUAGGCCUAUGAUAUUACCAGUGCUUUCUAGGUUGUUAGAAUUCUUUAAAAUUAAACAAUGAUAGUGUUUUGUCAUCUCUAUUAUUGUGUAGUUUUCCCAGGAAUGGCAUCCUCAUACAAAGCCAGGCGCUCUCAGUUGUCCAGAGGGCCCAGAGCACUGCAGCGAAGACGAAUGCCUAGAGUAGAUGGGGCAGGGCACUAAGCUGGGUGUUGACAGUGGGCAUGCUCUAAGUCUGUGGCAUUCUCCACUGUGUAAGGAUAGAUCUACUGCAAGGAUUUUCUUGAAGAAGUCCUUGUCGUUGGUUAAUGACCUUCUAACUGAUUUAUAGCUCUCAGUAAACAUUCUUCAAGCUUUGGUGUAAUUCUGCGGUAGAGUACUCAGCCAGCAUGCACAAGGCCUUGGGUUUGGUUCUCAGUACUGGAAAAAAAUUGCCAUAACUCCUCAAACACAUUUAAUUAUAAUGAGCAUAUUAUUAUAUGCCUGCUAAACAUAGCCUUGUAUGUUAUUUAUAUAUUCAUAUAGAACUCUGAUAUUUUUCAUUCAAUUUUUAAAUGGAAAUAUAUUUCAAUCAUAUAUGAAAAAAAAAAACGUUACUUAGACACAGUUGGAGAAAAGGAGAAUGGCCAAAGGCUCGUGAAGUGACGGAAGCGGAGCUGGAUUCGUAGCCCCUGCCCCAGUCUGGAUUGGCUUGCUCCCCACAUAGCUGUAUCCUGUGGUUCCCCUUUUAUCUCUUAGCUUGGAUUUCUAGGUGUCUGUGUCCUGUAUGACCCCUCUUUAUUUCUGUCAUUUGGGUGCUGAGCAUCUUAGGUUUCUUAGAAAUAAGGUGAGGCAAAAUUACCAAGCUUGUAAAUGCAGCAGUGCACAUCUAGACAGCAUUUUCAUUUGGGCUGCCCAGGGUAUUGUUUGUGCUUUAAUGGCCAUUUGUGUGUGGUGAGGUUCUUUUUCUCUCCUGUAGUUCUGGGAACUCAAGCAGUCAAUGGGGGUGGUAUUGAUGAGAAUUUUUCUCUAUUUGCUCCUCUGAACCCUUCCAAAAGCUCAGUAUUCUUUGGUCCUGGGAAAUGCUGUACAAAUGUGUAUGAAUGUUUUUCCUGCAUGUAUGUAUAUACACCAUAUAUGUGCAGAGGUCAGAUGAGGGCCUUGAAUUUUCUGGAACUGAAAUCAAAGAUAGUUUGAGCCUUUAUCUGGGUGCUAGGAAUUGAACCAAGGUCUUGCAAGAGCUCUUAACCACUGAAUCAUCUCUGCAGCUUAUUUUGAAUGCCUCCGUACUACCUUGGGUUUGUAGGGAUUGUUUUUUUGUUUUAAUCUUUUUAUGGAACUACUGCUGUUCAGAUGUUAGAUACCCUUCCACACUUUGUUUUGCUUCUGUUAACUUUUUGAGAUGUUUCUUCAACUUUAUCUUGUAAUCCUCAUGGCCCUUCCCCCCACUGCUAUCAUACUUAAAGUUUUCAAGAGCUA